AUGCUCAAACACGGAAGAGCCGGAGUUCUGAUGGAGGUGAUGGGUCUGAUGCUUGGAGAAUUCGUCGACGACUACACUGUCAACGUCAUCGACGUUUUCGCAAUGCCACAGUCCGGAACGGCGCUGAUUCAUGGUCUCAAUCGUCACUACUACUCGAUUCCCAUCGCCUACCGAACACACGAUCUCGAACAAAAGAUGCUUCUGAAUCUCAACAAAUUGUCAUGGAUGGACGCAGUGAGUGUGGAGAACUACACAAAGUGUGGCGAGGCAAACAAGGAUCAUCUGAAGGCGAUGCUGAAGCUGGCGAAGAACUAUAAGAAGGCGUUAGAGGACGAGAAGAACAUGACGGAUCAGGAGCUCGCGAUCAAGAAUGUCGGAAAAAUGGAUCCAAAACGGCAUAUCGCUGAUGAAGUGAGCAAGAUGCUCAACGAUAAUAUUGUGCAAAGUCUCGCUGGAAUGAUGGCCACCACUUCCCUCCAAUAA
This is a messenger RNA of Caenorhabditis remanei, 483 nucleotides long. RefSeq lists its product as uncharacterized. The coding region runs from base 1 to 483 and encodes 160 amino acids. The record is from RefSeq and is a predicted model, not a curated record. The transcript has 2 exons. Gene Ontology annotation, molecular function: metallopeptidase activity; proteasome binding; protein binding. Gene Ontology annotation, biological process: proteasome-mediated ubiquitin-dependent protein catabolic process; protein deubiquitination. Lineage: Eukaryota; Metazoa; Nematoda; Chromadorea; Rhabditida; Rhabditidae. Gene Ontology annotation, cellular component: proteasome regulatory particle, lid subcomplex.